UUAACACUCGGGCAUCACUUCCAAUCCAAUAUGGCAGCGCCCAUGAACAUUUUUUCUGGAGAUGAAAGACCCAUUUCAAACAGUGUUCAAAGGCAAAACAGCAAUCUAAGAUAAAAUUUGAAGCGGUAUGUCAUUUAAAAUGGACGAGAGGCACCGAAUUAAAUUAUUCGUUUGCAAUGACAACGUACUAGUAUGGAACGCAGAAGAUGCAUCCUAUUUGAGGGAUGAAAUGAGAAUUGUUGGGAACCGGAUUGGAUGUUUGCCAAGAUAUCCGAGACAGAAUAACUUUUUAGGGUUACCACUGUAUUUGAUGCCAGAAGAAGUUUCCUUACUUUUAAACAAAGGUGUUGCAGUACUGGUAAAGGGAGACAAUCCUCUGGAAUCUCCAACACAGCAACAAAUGGAGGAAUAUCAGCAACUAUGUGACAAUAACUUUAAGGAUCAGGUAGAACUUUUUCGAGAUGAUAGAAGAAAUGAGAUCAGACAAAACCUUCCAAAAAUCAUUGAAGGAAAGAAAGAAAAAAGAAGGAAGGAAAUAGAAGAACGGAAGAAAGCAGGAGAAGAUGUUGAUGAGGCAGAACUGGAAAAAGAAAUAAUUGUUGAUGUUGACAGCAUCCCGAUACCAACCCUUCCACGUAGCCAAGCUUUGGUACAAUUAUUCACAGAAUCACCUUGGAAAGUUGAGGACUCUGUCGGCACCAUUGCAACCUGGAAUUUCCCGUCAACAGUAAUGGAAAAGACACGCUGCCAUGUUUUCCAGGACUUAUGGGAGAAAGGUUAUUUUCUGACAUCAGGUGCCAAGUUUGGAGGAGAUUUCUUGGUCUAUCCAGGAGACCCUGGUAAAUUCCACUCCCAUUAUGUCGCCAUAUGUUUGGAACAUCAGAAAUCUUUGACCCCUCUUGACCUUGUUGCCAUGGGGAGACUGGGGUCAAAUGUCAAGAAGACAGUAGUGCUAUGUUCAUUGGACCAGGAGGCUUGUAUACAGUACACCUCUCUACAGUGGACAGGGAUUACCUGACCUUUAAAGGUUAAUUAUAUGCAUAUAUAAAAGGUUUACCAUAUUUUAGCCCACCAUCUGAUGAUGGUGGGCUAUUCAAAUCGCCGUGUCCGUGGUCUGUCAUCCGUCCCUCCCUUAACAAUUCUUGAUCGCUAUUUCUCAGAAAGUGCUGAAGGAAUCUUUCUCAAAUUUAAUAUGUAGACUCCUCUUGGUCCCUAGUUAAGCAUAUUGCAUUUUGGGACCAAUCAGAA
Molecule: messenger RNA, 1248 nt
Organism: Pecten maximus
Lineage: Eukaryota; Metazoa; Mollusca; Bivalvia; Pectinida; Pectinidae
Product: tRNA-splicing endonuclease subunit Sen34-like
Exons: 6
Coding region: 128-1018 (296 amino acids)
Biological process (GO): tRNA-type intron splice site recognition and cleavage; tRNA splicing, via endonucleolytic cleavage and ligation
Cellular component (GO): tRNA-intron endonuclease complex
Molecular function (GO): nucleic acid binding; tRNA-intron lyase activity
Source: RefSeq, a predicted model, not a curated record